AUGUUUAGACAAUCAAGGAAAAGAAUUGCUAAUAGAAGAAAUUUCGAUUCCAAUGAACUUAAAUCAGAUGGUUCUUCAACUCAAUUAAUUUUUAAUUCAGGUUUAUUAAAUGAAGAUGAACGUAAACUAUAUGAAAAAAUUUAUGACUCCAAGAUUUCCUUCUACGAAUUACCUCCUCAAGGUGAAAUUACUUUGGAUCAAUUUGAAACUUGGGCAAUUGAUAGAUUAAAAGUUUUAUUAGAGAUCGAAUCUUGCAUCUCAAGAAAUAAAUCAAUCAAAGAAAUCGAAAUCAUCAUUAAACCUUUACUGCAAAAAUAUUUACCUUUGAAUGCAGAUUCCUUAGAUGAUAAAAAAAAGGAUUAUUACUCUCAUUAUAUAUUGAGAUUAUGUUUUUGUAGAUCAAAGGAAUUAAGAGAUAAAUUCGUAAGAGCUGAGACACUUUUAUUUAAAUUAAGAUAUACUAUGUUGACAUCAACAGAUCAGUCAAAAUUUGUAAAUUCUUUAAAUUUACCUUUAUUGCAAUUUAUAUCCCAAGAGGAAAAAAAAGAAUUGUCACAACAAUUAUUUACAACUAUCUCACCUGCAUUACAAUUUCAAUUAAAUUUAACUGAUGAUCAACAAAGAAGACAAUUCUUUCAACAAGAAAAAUUCAUAAAAUUACCUUUUGAAAAUGUAAUAGAUUUAGUAGGUUCAAGACAAGUCUUCUUGAAAAACGGUUAUGCUUAUUUACCUCAAUUUCAACAAUUAAACUUGUUAUCAACUGAAUUCUCGAAUAAACUUUCAGACGAAUUAAUGAAAACUUAUCAAUUCCUACCAAGAUUGAACGAGGAUGAUAGAUUGAUACCCAUCUUACAUCACUUAUCCUCCGGUUACUCUAUUGCCGAUUUCCAAUCAUCUCAACAAUUUAAUAGUUCCAAUGAAGAUAACGAAAUUAACGCUAAAUCCGUUUAUUCAAAGGAAAUAUCAGAGUGCUACCCAUUAUGUGUGAAAAAUCUAAUGGAUGGACUAAAUGAAACACAUCAUUUGAGAUAUAAUGGUCGUCAACAAUUAAGUUUUUUCUUAAAGGGUAUUGGAUUAAGUUGCGAUGAGGCAAUGAAUUUUUGGACAGAUGCAUUUACAACAAAAGGUGGACAUUUAACUGUGGAUAAAUUUAAUAAAGAAUACAGAUAUAAUUUCAGACAUAAUUAUGGUUUAGAGGGUAAUAGAAUUAAUUACAAACCCUGGGAUUGUAGAACAAUACUAUCGAAACCAAGACCAGCAAGAGGUGAAUUCCAUGGUUGUCCUUACAGAGACUGGACAGAAGAAAAACUGUCAUCUGAAUUGAAUAAACUAAAUUUAUCAAACCAUGCAAUUACAAGCGUUUUAGAUUCUUGUAAGAAAAAUGAAUAUACAUUUGCAUGUACAAAAGUUUUUGAAGAGACGCAUCCUGGCAUAGAAAACCAAUCCAACGCAAGUGAGAAUACUGAUGCUUCAAGUCACAUAGCACAUCCUAACUUGUAUUUCGAUAGAGCAAGACAGUGGCAGAAGAAACACAAAAAAGAUAAUUAA
Vanderwaltozyma polyspora DSM 70294 is the source of this 1548-nucleotide messenger RNA. It is a transcript of the gene PRI2, whose product is annotated as DNA primase subunit PRI2. Lineage: Eukaryota; Fungi; Ascomycota; Saccharomycetes; Saccharomycetales; Saccharomycetaceae. The transcript has a single exon. Bases 1 to 1548 code for a protein of 515 amino acids. Gene Ontology annotation, cellular component: alpha DNA polymerase:primase complex. The record is from RefSeq and is a predicted model, not a curated record. Gene Ontology annotation, biological process: DNA replication, synthesis of primer.